Symbiodinium sp. CCMP2592 is the source of this 846-nucleotide messenger RNA. The record is from the annotation of a GenBank genome assembly. NCBI's taxonomy places the organism in Eukaryota, Dinophyceae, Suessiales, Symbiodiniaceae.
AUGGCGUAUGCCGAGAGCCUCAAGGUCGGCAUGGAGCGCUGGCCAGACAAGACGAGAUUUUGGCGGAGGCACAUGGGCACUCUGUGGCACGGCGCCGUGCAACAGGAGAUUAUUUCCGCUACGUCUCGGGACUGGGCUGCCCCAAGAUUCGAUUCCGCGGACGAGGCGCCUAGUUCAAGCGCUGAGCCUGCAACGGUGGAGGACUCCAGCGAGAAGGUCUGGGCAUCGCUUCUUCAAAACAGAUUUCUGUGGUGCAUGGCAGCCAUGCACUUCUUCAUCUACUUCAUCCGGCAAGGUGUGCUAAAUUGGGCACAUUUCUACAUCAUGGAUGAGUUUGGUGUUCCAGCCCUGGAGGCAACGGCACGAGUCAGCGGCUUCGAACUCGGAGGCCUGCUCGGCUGCAUCGUCUCCGGCCAGGUCUCCGACUGGCUGAUCAGCCGCUACCCGAAGCGAGGGGCAGCGGGCUUGCGAGCCCAGGUCAUGAUUGCAUACUCCCUUUUCGCAGCCGCUGCGGUCUUUUGUCUGUGGGUGGUACCACCUCUUGCAGUCCUCCAAUGGCUUGCGAUGGCUGCGUUCGGCUUCGCCAUCUAUGGGCCGCAGACCCUGAUCACCAUGACUGGAGUAGAGACGGUGCCGCGCAAGGCUGCUGCAACGGCUGGAGGUCUGUUAGCCUAUCCGGCGCAGCUGGGCUCGAUGUGUGCAGGACUGCCCUUUGCCCUCUUGGUCCAGGAAUACGGAUGGGGUGGCUUCUUUCCGAGUCUCAUCAUCCUGAGCAUGGUGUCCGCCGUGGUGAUCAUCCCCGGCUGGAACACGCCCUCGUACCGCCAGGCACAUCUCGCAGCAUGA